Molecule: messenger RNA, 1399 nt
Organism: Nannospalax galili (Upper Galilee mountains blind mole rat)
Lineage: Eukaryota; Metazoa; Chordata; Mammalia; Rodentia; Spalacidae
Gene: CUNH17orf75
Product: chromosome unknown C17orf75 homolog
Exons: 10
Coding region: 67-1245 (392 amino acids)
Cellular component (GO): trans-Golgi network
Source: RefSeq, a predicted model, not a curated record
ACCCGGCACUGCAGAGCAGCAGGGGAACGGUUUGGUGGGGACACAGCGCUGUGCGGAGGUGCUGGGAUGCUUCCCUCGUUGCAAGAAUCGCUGGAUGGGGAUGAAAAGGAGCUGGAGAGCAGCGAGGAGGGUGGCUCUGCAGAGGAGCGGAGACUCGAGCCGCCGCCCAGCAGCCACUACUGCCUGUACAGCUACCGCGGAAGCAGGUUGACACAACAGAGAGGUGACAGUGAUGAUGCAAGCUCGGGUGGCACAAAGGCAGAAACUCCUGGUGAUGACUUCAGCCUCUCCUUGGCGGAUACUAAUCUACCAUCUGAAAUGGAGCCAGAGCUGCGCAGUUUCAUUGCUAAGCGUCUUUCCAAGGGAGCAGUCUUUGAAGGACUGGGUAAUGUUGCAUCUGUGGAGCUGAGAAUUCCAGGUUACCGAGUUGGUUGUUAUUACUGCCUUUUCCAACAGGAAAAACUGCUUCCUGAAACAGCAACAAUGGAACCUGAACAUAACCCUUCAGAGUAUGUGGUCUGCUUUUUAGGAGGAUCUGAAAAAGGCCUCGAGCUUUUCAGGCUCGAAUUGGACAAGUAUAUUCAAGGGCUGAAAAAUAAUAUGAAUUGUGAGGAAAGGGGCCUGGAGAACAACGUGAAGUCCUAUCUGAACAGCUGGUUUGAGGAUGUAGUGUGCCCAAUCCAAAGAGUUGUUCUUCUCUUUCAGGAGAAACUCACCUUUUUGCUACAUGCCGCUUUAAGUUAUACUCCUGUGGAGGUUAAAGAAUCAGAUGAGGAAACAAAAAGAGACAUUAACAGGUUUCUGAGUGUGGCCAGUCUUGAAGGACUUAUUCAUGAAGGCACCAUGACAUCUUUGUGUAUGGCCAUGACAGAGGAGCAGCAUAAAUCUGUGGUCAUCAACUGCAGUGGCUCCCAGCCUCAGUUCUACAAUGCAGGAAGCAACCGUUUUUGUGAGGAAUGGAUGCAGGCUUUCUUGCAUGGUGCUGAAGGGGGGAACCCUUUUCUUUUUAGACAAGUUCUGGAGAACUUUAAACUAAAGGCCAUACAAGACACUAACAAUUUGAAGAGAUUUAUCCGGCAGGCAGAAAUGAAUCAUUACGCCUUGUUUAAAUGUUACAUGUUCCUUAAGAACUGUGGUAGUGGAGACAUCCUUUUGAAGAUUGUUAAAGUGGAACAUGAAGAAAUGCCUGAGGCCAAAAGUGUGGUAGCUGUUCUGGAAGAGUUCAUGAAAGAGACACUGGUCUAAAGCGUUGAUCAUGUGUUGGGACCACUGUUUCAUGAGGUUGUAUGUUUAAGCUUCUUGUUUGAAAUUGCUGUUGCUAUUGUUGAUAGGAUUACACAUAAGGUUCUUUUUUCUUUUCAUAAUUUUUUUCUUUAACUUAAUUAAACAUACAAGUUUA